Messenger RNA from Stegostoma tigrinum, 1699 nucleotides. It is a transcript of the gene catip, whose product is annotated as ciliogenesis associated TTC17 interacting protein. NCBI's taxonomy places the organism in Eukaryota, Metazoa, Chordata, Chondrichthyes, Orectolobiformes, Stegostomatidae. The record is from RefSeq and is a predicted model, not a curated record. The transcript is spliced from 10 exons. Gene Ontology annotation, biological process: actin filament polymerization; cilium organization. Bases 331 to 1605 code for a protein of 424 amino acids.
UGCGGCAGAGGCCACCAUGUCUCCAUGGUAACCGCUGCCGCGGCAGUUAGUCCGCAGCGGGAGGGGACACCUCAACAAAUUGGUGGUGAGAAACUUCGCUCAACGCGAAAUCAAAGUUCCUGCCUACCAAACUGAACACUUCACCCCGACCUUUCUGAGGCGAAUAACAGUAAAUUACUUCGUACAUUCGUCGUUCCUCAUUCACCGCGAAGCGGAGUUGGGGCCGUCAUCGACCGGUCGCCGAUUGGCUGACGCUAUUGUCCAGGCCGCCGGACCCCUUUACUAAUUGGUCGAUGUGGAUGUCUUUCUAGUAGGAAAGCGCACUGCGAGAUGUCGAGUUCAGAAUUCCCAGACCCCUUAAGAGAAUUGGCCACCGAGGAAACAUCCCCAGCAAUGUCACCACCCCUGGGACAACUAGAAGACUCAGACCUGAAUAUCUCUUCAGGUGAUCUAUCUCGUCCUGAAUCUUUGGGUGCAUCUGGAAUGCUGACAUCUCCGUUUCUGGGCAUGACAGAGGCCCGCUCACCAUCUCUAGAACUACCAGAGCCUUUGCCAACAGCCAAUCAAGAAGCCAUUCAUUUCCUGGCUUCACUCAUGCCGGAGGAAUUCAAGAAUAUUUACUUCACAGAGACCCUGAUGACGGUUUCUGAUACAGGGAAAGAGAUUGGUGAAUUUACUGUCACGAUGCAGCCUAUCUUGUAUCAUAGUUUCCCAGGUCUUAGUAUUCAUGCUAACAGCCACGGGUCCAUUGACUCUAUCCCAUGUGGAACAUCCAUCUCAGCUUACAUUUCUCUUGAGCUUGAAACAUUGGAACAGUAUCACCAGGAAUAUAUCAAGCUGAAGGAUCAACCGCUGAUGAAGAAAACAGAUAUUAAAAGAGAACCGCAUGGUUAUGUUGUGACGUGCGAAACCACAUCCAAACAGACUGUGACAACCGAGACCUUGACCUUCAGUCUGGAAGAAAUGCUUGGGUUUAUGUCAGAGGCCAGUAACCUGGCUCUUUUACGGAUCCUAGCCCAACGAAACAAAUUCUCCGACGACAUGGUCUUUCUUUCUUUCGACAGUGAAAUGAAGCUUUCUACUUCUACAUAUAUGAAUCUGGGACACAGAACAAUGAAGAUCGGAAAACAGGAGCGGGAUGUUCUUGGCAUCCAAAGGACAAUUCACUCAGAGAGAAGUGGCCCCAUGAGCUGGCAGUCCAACUUCCUGCCUUCUGGGCAUUUAACAAGCAGAGUGCAAGUGGGCUCCCCAGCUACAAUGGUGCUGACCCAGUUACCUCACCUGAGAGAAGUAGAUGAAGAGGAACCUAAACCAGUAUUUGAGAAGAAACCCUUGAUUUGGGAAGAAGACCUGCAGCUGUAUUCUAAAUUUAUCGACAGAACGGAGGCCCUCAAAGCUGACUACAAUAGCUACUUGAGACACCACCCAGAAUUGAGAUCAUUACUGGCUGACUUCCUGGAGUUUCUCCUCCUCCGGAAACCAGAGGAUGUCAUCACCUUUGCUGCAGAAUAUUUUGCCCCUUUCUCCGCUUUCCACACAGAAGGAAAUGCCUUCCACACCUCAAACAAGCCAAGCCCCUUCAAAGAACGGGAAGACUUAAAGUGAAAAAUUUUGUUGUUAUACUAUUUGCUUUUUGACCAUCGAUGUUUGUGUAGCACUUCACAUUAAAGUAGCCCAAAGUGCUUCUCACUUCAUGUAA